AUGUCGCUCCGCCGCUCGUCGCGCGCUCCGCCGCCAGCACACAGCAACUCGUCCUCGCUCUCCUCUCGCGAUCGCAACACCCGCUCCCACAAUAAAGCCACAUCACCGAGGAAGUCGUCGUCGCCUGGCUCGCUGUCCUCUGACGACGCCGACGACCAGGGCCGCACCCUCCGCAGCGAAGAGCCCACCCGCCGCCGGACGCGCGCUCAAGACAUUGAAGAAGAAGAGGCAGCCAAAAUGAGCAACGGAGACGCGCAGCCUGCAGGCGACGACGACGAGGAGUCGGAGAUUACACGCUGCAUCUGCGGCCAUCAGGACUACCCUGGGCCACCGUCAGACGACGAAGAUCUGGCGAUCGGAGACCUGUCAGCCGACGAUGUGGGCGGCCUCUUCAUCCAGUGCGACGAGUGCAAGGUCUGGCAACACGGUGGCUGUGUGGGCAUCUUGGAAGAAUCUGCGGUUCCUGAGAACUACUUUUGCGAGAAGUGCAGAAAGGACUUGCACAGGCUCUUGGCAAGUCCGAAGGGCCAAAAAUACUCCCACUAUAUCCCCGUCGUUGGCGCCAUGCCAUCCAAGUCAUCGACGCGAAAGAAUUCGCUACCGAAGGAGCCCGAGUCGAAAAAGGACAAAGAUAAACCGUCGCGAGCCAGUGUGGAGGCUUCUACCAAGCGUCGCUCGACCAUGAACAGCCGUGCUGCAUACGAUGACGAUGAAGUCUUGCGGAAAGUCCUGGAGGAGAGUAAAGGCGAAGGCAGCAAGGCCGACUCGGAAACUGGCACCCGCAAGGGCAAGCGAGGCCGCGAUGAAAGCGAGGAUGUCAAACCAGGCAUCAAGCGUCAGCGUACCGGAUCCGGAUCGUCCAGCUCGUCGGAGGUCCUCGAGUCAGACGAAGACGAGCAGGCAAAGACAAAUUCCACAAGCCAAAAACAGAAGCCGCGAGGUGCUGCGGCAAGAAGUCAGCAAGAACGCAUCCAACGCGAACAAAAGGAACGGGAAAAGGAGCGCGCCGAAGCCGCGGGAAAACGCAAAGGACGCGCCGAACGAAGGCGGGCCGAGGGUACGGAUACGCCGAAAGGCCGGACGCAAGCCAAGGACGUUACUGACGAGGCUUCACCAGAGCCUACUCCCGAGCCUGCAGCUGAACCCGUGGCAGAGGUGGAGCAAGCGGAAGCUGAGACGCCUGCAGCGCCGUCUCGCGAUACCCCUACCGCUCCUGCUCCUGCUUCCACCAAGAAAUCAAGCAAGUCUAGCCAGAAACGAGGCAGCCGCGUUGGACGCAACCAGUACACCCGAGAUCGGGACAACGCUUCCACAGAUAGGCCUCCGGCGUCUCCACACCGUCCCGUGGGGGGGCGCAACAAUACCAAAGACGAUGCCGAGUCACCCACCGGCAACGGCGUUGAGGCGGUUGCGAAUGGAAGCUCCAGUGACGCGGCUGUCCCCGUGGGGAAGGGCGGCAGAAACGGCAAAAGGACGAGCGCAUCGUCAAAGCUCGACAAGCUGAGCUGGAAGGACAUGAACGGCACAGCCGCGCACAUGUUGGAAUACAUUACCCGCGUACAAAUGGAGAUGGCGAGCGAAAAGUCCAACAACGCAAACACGGCGACGACGACGUCGGCGAUGGCGAUGGUAAAGACGACGCUCCACGUAGUCAACGGCCACAGCAGAGAAAAGGACGCGUCGGCGCCAGUCAACGGCACGAGCGCGCUCAAGGACGCGGUGGUUGAUGGAAAGGAGGAGAACUACGAAGGGCUGAAUAGCCUGGAGAUGAUGGAUGUUUUGACGAGAAACCUGGUGCUGUGGCAGCAGAGUUUCGGGGAGAACGGAGACAAGUGA
This is a messenger RNA of Aplosporella prunicola CBS 121167, 1836 nucleotides long. RefSeq lists its product as uncharacterized. NCBI's taxonomy places the organism in Eukaryota, Fungi, Ascomycota, Dothideomycetes, Botryosphaeriales, Aplosporellaceae. Gene Ontology annotation, biological process: negative regulation of rDNA heterochromatin formation; negative regulation of silent mating-type cassette heterochromatin formation. The record is from RefSeq and is a predicted model, not a curated record. Gene Ontology annotation, cellular component: Rpd3L-Expanded complex; Rpd3L complex. Bases 1 to 1836 code for a protein of 611 amino acids. The transcript is spliced from 3 exons.